ACAGUGCGGGCUCAUCGACACUGUGAGUAGGCCUGUGUUUGAUUUUCAGACCUCAUAUAUCUGCAGCAGGGCAGGAUGCUUGCUUUUCAUUCUAAUCUGAUAUGCGCCGUGAGGUUUGGACGUAGGCACCUAUCUUGAUGGAAAAAAGGAAGCUGUCAGACAAAAUGAAAAAAGUUGGACUUAUUGGAGUGCUGCUGUUACCCCAGGCAAAGUCGUCAUCAGGGUGUCAUCCUCAUGUUAAUCUUGUCAGAGAGGAGGAAAAGUGCAUGACAGAUCUUUUAAAGUCACACAGAGCAACAGAAAACAAUAUCAGUGUGCACUGUAAGGGAAUGUGGGAUGACCUGAACUGCUGGCCACCUGCAUCUCUUGGAGAAACUGUCUCUCAGCCAUGUCCAGACUUUUUCAAUUCAGAAGGUAAAGUGCACCGCAACUGCACCGCCAGUGGCUGGACAGACCCGCUCGUCCCACAUGAAGAUGCAUGCGGCUACACUUUCAAUGAGACGCUCCACUUCCUUGGAGAGUCCUCAGAUUCCCAUUUGUAUUUCUCCUACGUGAAAACCAUGUACACAGCUGGGUACACCCUCUCUCUCAUCUCCCUCACCAUCGCCGUCACCAUAUUCUGUCUGUUUAGAAAGCUGCACUGUACCAGGAACCACAUUCACAUCCAGCUGUUUAUCUCCUUCAUCCUGAGAGCCAUCUUCAUCUUCAUCCGAGAUGCUCUGCUAUUCACUAAUGAAGAGAUCUACCACUGUGACUACUACCCGGUGGCAUGUAAAGUUGUGCUGAUGUUUUCCAACUACUCCAUCCUGGCAAACUACAGCUGGCUGCUGGCAGAGGGUCACUUCCUCUUCACGCUGGUGAGCCGCUCCUUCUUCUCCCUAAAGAAACACCUGGCCUGGUACAUCGUCCUAAGUUGGGGUUUACCUCUGAUUGUUAUUAUCUCCUGGGGAUGUGCCAAGUACUUUUACGAAGAUGAAGGCUGUUGGGAGACCAGGAGACAUGAAUGGAUUUGGUGGAUACUUCGAGUGCCAGUUCUUCUGACUAUAUCUAUGAACCUCAUCUUUUUCUUGGGCAUUUUGAGGAUACUGGUGAGCAAACUCAGAAUGCCAGAUGCACAGAGGAAUGAAUUCAGCCAGUACAAGAGGCUGAUCAAAUCUACAUUUUUUCUGGUGGCUCUGUUUGGUCUGCAUUACAUCCUGUUUGUUUUCUUACCUGUUCAAGUCAGCAGCUCAGUGUUUAAGAUAUGGACCUUUGCAGAGCUGGCUCUGUCUUCCACACAGGGUUUUGUGGUUGCUGUGCUCUACUGCUUCAUGAACGGAGAGGUGCAGCAUGAGUUUCAGAGGAGGUGGAGGAGGUGGAGGCUGACUCAGCACCUGCCCAGUCGGCGUAGGCAGCAUCACAGCUCCAUCAGCCACAGCGGGUCUCCCCACACACAGGUCUCCCUGCUGCCCUGCUCCCCAGGCAAUCCGACAACAGGCGGACUCCCUAUGGAUACUGUGGCGAUGUGAUUCAAGUUGGUAUUGUCUCAUUUUCUCGCUCCCCUCCUCCAUCGGAACACAGUGGAUCCUGGCUUUAGUGCUGGCAGCCAAUUAGUACACAACAGUAGCUUGAGUGUUUCUUCCUGUGGUACUGUCAAGAGUUUAUUUUACUAAUCCCUGGAGUGUUUUUAUUAGAUGACAUAAGGAUGUAAUGUGCACUGUAGAGGCCCAGCUGCCAGGCUUACUUGCUUGUAGUAAUGUCUUAAAUUGGCGUGGCAAUGAUUUGUUAUGUUCAAAUGUCACAGAUAUAAGUUGUAUUGAACAUUUAAACACCAAUUUAAAUGUUCAGUUGUUUGGAACUGCCCCCAUUGUGAAAACUCCAAAAACACUUGAUCCUACAUUUCCCAUAAUGCAACUCAACAUCAUUUUAUGAACCCUGGUAAAUGCCUUUAAAAUGUAGUGGCCCCAAUUUAAAAUGCAGGGUUUCUGUUAAAAAAACCAUCACCAGGGCUGUUUUUCCAAUUUUACUGAUUACCUUCACAGCCACAGAAGAUACUGAACAACUAAGCACUACACUUCAGCGCUACUAUUGUCAUUUUCAGGCCUAAAAUUGGUGAAAUUCCUCUUUAAACAGUAAAGGUUAUCAUAAAAAUACCUUUUUGUAUCCAACCUCUGUGAAAAAGAAUUUAUCUCUCUUCCGUAAAACUUCAAUUAAAGGCCUAGUCCUAGUAAAACGCCCAGUCCUUUUUACUAGCCUGGUGUAGCUACACAUUUUGACAAAUAAAGGCCUGUCUCAAUUAGAAGCCUGGUCUGGUUAGCAGUUCAUAUUUAUAGGUUUAAAUAAACAAUUUAUUUGACUGUAUUCCCAUCUUUGCUGAGCAACAGGAAUUAAAGGCCUGUUGAGUUCAGUGAUUUAAGCAAAUAAUAGCCCGGGCUACUAAUUUAAGUUUUACGGCAUCUAUGUGUGAAAUUCCUCUAUGAACUCAGUAAAACCGAAAUGUACAGUUAGCUAAAACUUCAGCGCUUCAAGUUAAGUUUAAUGGUCAGUUUUUGUGGAACUUGAUUGGUUUUGGAGCCUGUAGUUCGUGGUGCUGUUGUACUGCAUCAUACUGAUGAUUGAAGGUGUGUUUGUCAUUUAUAUUUAUACCUUGUUGGAUGUUUAGCCUGCUGGAACAAGCCAAGUCCAAGGCCAAAGGAAAAGUCUUUUGAAGUCCAGUCAUGUAUACAGAUUGUCUUUAUUCACAAUGAUUUAUGUGAAAGUGUACAUUGUAGUUGCACUUUACAGAACAGUUAAACACUUUAGGAGACACAUUUAUUUGCUUUUUUGAGGAGAGUUGUGAGGUCAAUAUGAAUCUAGAGCCUGCAGGAGAUUUGUUCAGCUCAGCACACAGGGUGGAGGCAGAAGGAAACAGGUGUUUUACCUUGACAGGCUGCAUGUUUC
This is a messenger RNA of Epinephelus fuscoguttatus (brown-marbled grouper), 2919 nucleotides long. RefSeq names its product secretin receptor. Gene Ontology annotation, cellular component: plasma membrane. The record is from RefSeq and is a predicted model, not a curated record. Gene Ontology annotation, molecular function: peptide hormone binding; G protein-coupled peptide receptor activity; secretin receptor activity. The transcript is spliced from 13 exons. The coding region runs from base 138 to 1508 and encodes 456 amino acids. Gene Ontology annotation, biological process: cell surface receptor signaling pathway; adenylate cyclase-modulating G protein-coupled receptor signaling pathway. Lineage: Eukaryota; Metazoa; Chordata; Actinopteri; Perciformes; Serranidae.